UGACAUGCCAACUGCCAAGCAACUAGCUGAUAUCGGCUACAAGACCUUCUCUGCCUCCAUGAUGCUCCUCACUGUGUACGGGGGUUACCUCUGCAGUGUGCGUGCCUACCGCUAUUUCCAGCUGCGCAGCGCCAGGCGGCAAUUGGCAGAAGAACAGAAGACCUCAGGAGUGCUGUAGAACUGUGGGCUCUUCCUCCUGAGCAGUGUGGCCCAAGGCAGGAUGUGGAAGGACCUCACCCACAAGUCACCCACAUCAAGAACUAGGGCCAGGAUGUAUUUCAAACCCUGCUGGAUGAAACUGCCAUGGAUUCUAUGGUACUACCAGUUUGUGCCAGUUUGACACUUUGUGGAGGCUGUCAAAUAAAUGCAAUGUGAAGGUAUAUUACAGACAUUAAAUAUUUUACCAUGUC
Molecule: messenger RNA, 410 nt
Organism: Nannospalax galili (Upper Galilee mountains blind mole rat)
Lineage: Eukaryota; Metazoa; Chordata; Mammalia; Rodentia; Spalacidae
Product: cytochrome c oxidase assembly protein COX14
Exons: 1
Coding region: 5-178 (57 amino acids)
Biological process (GO): mitochondrial respiratory chain complex IV assembly
Cellular component (GO): mitochondrion
Source: RefSeq, a predicted model, not a curated record